Molecule: messenger RNA, 1804 nt
Organism: Klebsormidium nitens
Lineage: Eukaryota; Viridiplantae; Streptophyta; Klebsormidiophyceae; Klebsormidiales; Klebsormidiaceae
Source: the annotation of a GenBank genome assembly
CAAAAGUUUGUUCCAGACAGCUGGGGGCAAUGCGUUGAUCAGAGCACACAUGGAAACUUUGUUUCAAUUUGUUUCACCAGGUACUUCUGUUUCAAGUGUUUGCAAAGCUCUUGAAGAGGGGUGGGCACGUCUGAUGGGUUCAAUUCUGCAUAGGAGAUGACGCCUGCACGUCCUGCAUGGACUCUUGGCACCGCGCUGUAGAGCAAGCGAGAGCGGCCGCGGGGGCCAGGCGCCCGGAAGAUACGCAGAUCCUUAAUUUGGAUAGCAGGCUGAAAAUCAACAGCUUCGGGCCACUUGCAGCUUACGCGAACCUCCAGGAUCUUUCCGUCUGCAGCGUGGGGCUGAGCAGCUUGGAGGGCUUCCCUUCGCUCUUGAAAUUGAAGAAGCUGACGCUGAGCGACAACCGCAUUGCAGGGGGCCUGGAGCACCUUGCGCACCUAAGUGCUUUGAUCAUUCUCGACCUGAGCAACAACCGGUUGGCGGAACUACAGGAUCUAGCGCCGUUGAAACGGCUGCCGAGAUUGCAGACGCUCGACUUUUACCAGUGCCCCGUGACUCAGCAGCCGCGAUACCGGGAGCAAGUGUUCAAGAUGCUCGAAGGGGUGAAGUACCUGGACGGGGCGGAUCAGGAAGGGAACGACAAGCCCGAGUCCGACGAGGAGGAGGAGGAAGAAGAGGGGGAGGACGAGUAUGAGGAUGAAGAAAGUGACGGGGGGUUAGAGGAGGGGGUAGCGGUAAAUGUGGAGGUGGCGGGAGAGGGGGAUGACGAUGAGGAUGAGGAUGAGGAUGACGAGGAGGGGGAGGAGUUCGAGGACGACGAUUUGCAAGUCAGGGGUAAAGCGAUUGGCGGUCAGUGGGGUGGCGGGGGUGAGGAUGACGACGAUGAGGGGGAGGAAGAGGUGGAGGAUGUGGAGGGGGGGGCGGAGGAUGAUGAGGAUGACGAUGAGGAUGAGGGGGGGGAGUUUGACGGGGAGGACGAGGGGGGGGAGGAGGACGACGAUGAUGAUGAGGUGGAUGAAGAGGAAGACGAGGAAGGGGGGGUCGCUGAGGAGGAGGAUGACGGUGUGGAAGAGGGAGAGGAGGAGGUCGACGAAGACGAUGAUGAGGACGAUGACGUGGACGAUGACGAGGAGGAGAUGUACAACACUGCGUACCUGGUCAAGGGUGACGGACAGCCGACCAAGGACGACGCAGAAGACGCCAGCGAUUUCGACGAAGACGCGGAGGGGGCAGACAAGGAUGAUGACUUUGAGGAGGAGGAGGAUGACGAUGAAGAGGGGGGCCUGAGUGGCCCGAGCAAUAAGCGGAAACGCGGGGAGGCGGAGCUGGAGGAGGUUGAUGACGAAGACGACGACGAAGGCGAGUUUGACGAUGACGACGAGGACGAAGUGGACGAGGAGUAGUGCCACUUGUCAAAAUCCGCUUGGCUUUCUUAGGAGAUGAGGUCAUUUCUUUUCCACCAUCUCUCAAAGUCGGUCAAAUGCCUUCGGUGACUCAGGUCGAGGGCGGAAAGCCGCUAGGCCUCCUUAGAAGAGAAGUAAAGGUGUUUGGGGCGGAGGAAGUAAAGCGUCUAGUAAGGUCGCUAGGCUGAGCGGGCCUCUAACGCGGCUUUUCGCCACACGGUCGUCCGUACUCGGGCAUUCUAGGUUUUGGCCAAAAUCAAAGUGCACUGAGGUGUUGUAGACAGCAAUUCUCGACUAUCGUUUUCAAGUGCGAGCGAAUAGUCUUCAAAGACAUUUGCUUUUACUCCGGCAACACUUGCGAAAAUGUCUCCCGAUGCAAUGGAUUCAAUCACUUGUCUUUC